Gossypium arboreum is the source of this 1202-nucleotide messenger RNA. RefSeq names its product fructose-1,6-bisphosphatase, cytosolic-like. NCBI's taxonomy places the organism in Eukaryota, Viridiplantae, Streptophyta, Magnoliopsida, Malvales, Malvaceae. The coding region runs from base 18 to 1043 and encodes 341 amino acids. Gene Ontology annotation, molecular function: fructose 1,6-bisphosphate 1-phosphatase activity. The record is from RefSeq and is a predicted model, not a curated record. The transcript has 11 exons. Gene Ontology annotation, biological process: sucrose biosynthetic process; gluconeogenesis; fructose 1,6-bisphosphate metabolic process. Gene Ontology annotation, cellular component: cytosol; cytoplasm.
AAAAAAAAGGGUGCACCAUGGAUCAUGCAGCUGAUGCCCAUAGAACUGAUUUGAUGACCAUCACUCGCCAUGUCCUUAAUGAACAAACCAAGUACCCUGAAUCUCGUGGUGAUUUCACCAUCUUGCUCAAUCAUAUUGUUCUUGGCUGUAAAUUCGUUUGCUCUUCUGUUAGCAAGGCGGGUCUUGCCAAACUAUUUGGACUUGCUGGAGAAACCAAUAUCCAGGGUGAAGAACAAAAGAAAUUGGAUGUGCUUUCUAAUGAAGUUUUUGUUAAGGCUUUGAUUAGCAGUGGAAGAACAUGCCUCCUGGUUUCUGAGGAAGAUGAAGAAGCUAUAUUUGUGGAUCAAUCAAAGCGUGGAAAAUACAUUGUUGUUUUUGAUCCAUUGGAUGGAUCCUCAAACAUUGAUUGUGGUGUUUCCAUAGGAACUAUAUUUGGGAUUUAUAUGGUGAAACAUAAAGACAAUCCCACCAUUGAUGAUGUAUUACAACCUGGAAAUAAUCUCGUAGCAGCCGGUUAUUGUAUGUACGGAAGCUCCUGCACGUUAGUGCUAAGUACUGGGAGCGGCGUUAACGGUUUCACUCUCGAUCCAUCUCUAGGGGAGUUCAUAUUAACUCAUCCCGAUAUCAAGAUACCUAAGAAAGGAAAGAUUUAUUCAGUAAAUGAAGGAAAUGCCAAAAAUUGGGAUGAACCAACUCGAAAGUUUGUUGAAAAAUGCAAGUUCCCUACAGACGGUUCACCCCCAAAGUCCCUUAGGUACAUUGGAAGCAUGGUUGCAGAUGUUCACCGAACAUUGCUUUAUGGUGGUAUCUUUUUAUACCCUGCAGAUAAGAAAAGUCCUAAUGGGAAGCUACGUGUUCUUUACGAAGUUUUCCCUAUGUCAUACCUAAUGGAACAAGCUGGAGGUCAAGCUUUUACUGGAAAGCAAAGGGCCCUCGAUUUAGUUCCGGGGAAGAUACAUGAACGAUCUCCGGUUUUCCUUGGUAGCUAUGAUGACGUUGAAGAAAUUAAAGCACUCUAUGCUGCUGCUGAUGCUGCAAAAUAGGAAGAAGAAAAUGCUGCAUAAACUUGUAGACUUUGUAUCAGUCUUUUUAAGCUUUUUAACAUGUGGUUCCUUAAAGAGUACUAAUAAUUUAAUCCCUGUACUAUUGAAGAAUCAAAUAUGACCAAAUUAAAAUAAAAUAAAUAUUUAUUAUUUAAAAAA